AUGAGGGUAAAGUUGUCUUAUUUUUACGCCCUCAUCUUCACAGCAUCAGCCAUUUCGAUAUACGUUGCGUUUUGGGGGGCAAAGCACUUAAAUGAAGCAAGUAUACACGCUAGCUUAUCGCCAUCGUAUAACGACUUUGACAUUUCUCGAGAAAAAAUUAUAUUAUAUUGGGGAAGUACGAUACCCAAGAGGUGUGACUAUUUUACCUUUACCAAGACAGGACCGUCGUUCGAAGAUCUGAACUGUCCGGUGAACAACUGUGUCUGGACGGAUGAUAAAACAAAGGUGAAAGAAGCCGACGCGGUCCUCUUUUUUGACCACUGUCUAGGAGAGGUGAAACCCCCGGAGAGAAACCCUCGGGGUCGUUGGGUUUUUGUUGACCACGAGAGUCCCUGUAACAGCUUCAGAUAUUUGGACAAGUGGGACGGCCUCUUCAACUGGACAAUGACAUACACCAAGGACAGCGACAUUUUUUCUCCAAGUCUCCACUUUGUCAACUUGCCCAAUCAUGGAGACUACCCAUUAUUAUCCAGAGAACGGUCGCUAUCCAUUACCAGGGGGAAAUCAAAACUGGUGGCUUGGAUGGUGAGUCAUUGCACCACUCACAGCAGACGAGAAGAAUACGUUAAAGAGUUACAGAAAUACAUCCCGGUCGACGUGUACGGGAAGUGUGGUCCCCUUGUGUGCAAGAAAGGUGACACGCGCUGUUCAGAGGAGUCACUCAACAACGACUACAAAUUUUAUCUGGUGUUUGAAAACAGUUUAGCGAAAGAUUACGUAUCAGAAAAAUUUUAUACAAGGCUACAUUUAAACGUUAUGCUUAUUACUCGCUCCGGAGCAAAUUUCAGCAGACUUGGGAUCCCAGACGCAUUGCACAUAGACACUCGGGAUUUCAAAUCCCCAAAAGAUCUGGCAGAGUAUCUCAAGCGUCUUGAUAAAGAUGAUGAGAGCUACGCUGCCUUAUUGAGAGCAAAAGCAAACCAUAGGUAUAAGAUUCUUAACUCGAGGUAUAGUUACUGUGACUUAUGUAAAAAGCUGAAUGAUCCUAAUGAGCCGAGAAAGAGUUACAGCGCGGCAGAGAUACGAAAUCAACAUGGCUUCUGUGUGUCACCACACAACCUCCGACCAAGAGGUAGAAGUAGACAACCGCGAGGUAGACACGCAUGA
Lingula anatina is the source of this 1167-nucleotide messenger RNA. RefSeq names its product lewis-type alpha-(1,3)-fucosyltransferase-like. NCBI's taxonomy places the organism in Eukaryota, Metazoa, Brachiopoda, Lingulata, Lingulida, Lingulidae. The record is from RefSeq and is a predicted model, not a curated record.